AUGCCUUAUAAAUGUCCGGAUUGUGGGAAGAGUUUUAAUUACAGCACCAGCUUGGUCAGACACCAGAGAAUCCAUACCGGAGAAAAACCAUACAAAUGUUUGGAUUGUGGCAAAUGUUUUCUGCCAGAGCUCGGGCCUCACAAUUCACCAGAGGAUCCACGCAGGGGAGAAGGCCUACCAGUGCUUGGAUUGCGGGAAGAGUUUCCGCGUGAAGUCGCACUUAAUCAGGCAUUCAUCAUCCACAAAGGAGAGAAGCCGUACAAGUGCCCGGAAUGCGGCGUCAGCUUCUGCGAACGAUCGGAGCUUCGGAUACACCAGAGGAUCCACACGGGAGAAAACCCUAUCACUGUGCCUGACUGCGGGAAAAACUUUUGCCGGAAAGCGGAUCUGACGCUCCAUCAGAGAAUCCACACGGGGGAAAUGCCUUACACGUGCUUGGAAUGCGGGAAAGGGUUUCGCUGGAGCUCCAAUCUCAUCACGCACCGGAAAACCCACACUGGCGUGAAGCCGUUCGAAUGCGCCGAGUGCGGGAAGAGUUACUACUCCAACAUGAGCCUCGUCCGACAUCAGCGGGUCCAUACCGGAGGCACCCCGUACAUCUGUUCGGACUGCGGGAAAAGUUUCUGCGACAGCACCAGCCUCACCCGGCACCAGAAGAUCCACACGGGGGAAAAACCAUACGCCUGUCUGGAGUGUGGGAAAAGCUUCAACCGUAACUCCAACCUCAUUUCCCACCAGAGGACUCACACGGGGGCCAAGCCGUUCCUGUGUACUGACUGUGGGAAGAACUUCCGGUCGAAAAUCGGAACUUCACCGGCAUUACACAGUUUCACGCAGGAGAGAAAAAUGUCAACAUUUGAUGGGGGACACUCAGGAGGAUCCUGCUCACGAGAAAACAACAGUGAACUGGGACUCAGGAAUGAAUAG
Molecule: messenger RNA, 927 nt
Organism: Thamnophis elegans (Western terrestrial garter snake)
Lineage: Eukaryota; Metazoa; Chordata; Lepidosauria; Squamata; Natricidae
Product: gastrula zinc finger protein XlCGF7.1-like
Exons: 1
Coding region: 1-927 (308 amino acids)
Source: RefSeq, a predicted model, not a curated record